AUGCCGCCUAUAACUUUUGCAUUCCCCAUCGAUGAUGAAGAUGAUGAUAAGAUUGUGGGCGGCUACACCUGCCAAAAGCAUUCAGUCCCCUAUCAGGUCUCCCUGAAUUCCGGGUACCAUUUCUGUGGUGGCGCCAUCUUAAACAACCAAUGGAUUGUAUCCGCUGCUCACUGCUACAAGUCCCGAAUCCAAGUGAGACUUGGGGAACACAGUUUGUCCAAAAAUGAUGGUUCUGAGCAGUACAUUAAUUCAGUCAAAGUCAUUCGUCAUCCCAGAUACAACUCCCAGAAUAUGGACAAUGACAUCAUGCUCAUCAAACUGUCCAAACCAGCCAGUCUCAAUUCCCGUGUGUCAGCAGUCCCUCUACCAAGCAGUUGUCCAUCCAAUGGAGCAAGAUGUUUAAUCUCUGGCUGGGGCAACACCCUCAGCAGUGGCACAAACAUGCCUGACCUCCUACAGUGCCUGAAUGCCCCUGUGCUUUCUCAGAGUCAGUGCAGUAGGGCUUACCCAGGGAAAAUCACCAGCAACAUGAUUUGUAUAGGAUAUCUGGAAGGCGGAAAAGACUCAUGUCAGGGAGACUCUGGUGGCCCGGCUGUCUGCAAUGGGGUACUCCAGGGAAUUGUCUCUUGGGGCAUUGGAUGUGCUCAGAAAGGCUACCCUGGUGUCUACACUAAAGUUUGCAACUACGUUUCCUGGAUUCAGAGCACUAUCAGGUCCAACUGAUCUGCGCUUCCCGCCUGGAACGCUUCCUUUUCACAUGCACGGCUGACAUUUCACAGACCAAGAAGAGGGUGAUUGCAUCUGCAAAAAUAAAAACUAAGUUGUACAGUGGCAUGCGUGGUGAUUGGUAUCUUUCUUGG
Molecule: messenger RNA, 860 nt
Organism: Candoia aspera
Lineage: Eukaryota; Metazoa; Chordata; Lepidosauria; Squamata; Candoiidae
Product: trypsin I-P1-like
Exons: 5
Coding region: 1-723 (240 amino acids)
Biological process (GO): proteolysis
Molecular function (GO): serine-type endopeptidase activity
Source: RefSeq, a predicted model, not a curated record